Molecule: messenger RNA, 609 nt
Organism: Mus caroli (Ryukyu mouse)
Lineage: Eukaryota; Metazoa; Chordata; Mammalia; Rodentia; Muridae
Gene: CUNH9orf57
Product: chromosome unknown C9orf57 homolog
Source: RefSeq, a predicted model, not a curated record
UCCACUAUAAACUUUAACUGCGAUUGGGCUUUUUAAGAAGUUUAGACAAGGAAAACUGCCACCAGAGAGGAAGACACGAUGGCCAGCCCUGUCGGGCCUUCUACCACUCCGUGGUCUGCAGAUCUAAGAAGGAGAACGACUGCCAUCGCUGCAUUUUUUAUCUUAUCCUGCUUUGUAAGUGAUGUUGGAGGUGUGAUUUGCAAGUUCUGUAAUCUCUCCAUCCCGUUCCAUGGAUGUGUGCUAGACUUUGGAACCUGCAGAACAAAACCUGGUCAGUACUGUAUAAAAGAGGUCCUCAUUAAAGGGGGAAUCGAAUGGUAUUCAGUUAAAGGCUGCACCGAGGACAAAUCAGAGUGCUUUAAGAGGAUUAUAAAGAAUUAUGAAAUACGCACUUCUCAUUGCUGCCACCGUCCCCUGUGCAACUUCUGAGGGAGUGGCCUAAAUCCAUGCAAUUGACUUAACCGGUCACAUCUGAAGCCUGGCCUGCUCGUCCGUCACAUGAUGGCAGCUUCUGUCUCGGGGUCAUGGUCAGAAAUUGACUUCAGCAUUCUCUAUGUCCACAGCCCAUCCCAGCAUCUCCCAAGAGCUCUGUGUUAGCUUUGUUUCUGU